Molecule: messenger RNA, 1821 nt
Organism: Cricetulus griseus (Chinese hamster)
Lineage: Eukaryota; Metazoa; Chordata; Mammalia; Rodentia; Cricetidae
Source: RefSeq, a predicted model, not a curated record
GGGUUCCAGGUUUCAGACCCAGGAAAGUGACAGAAGCUGUGCCUAGGAAGAGACCCAGAGAGAUCGCUGCGACCCGGCAGCCACCCAGUCUCGGGGGAGCAUUGAGCUCCCCCACCCCCGGUUCCCACCCGACCCGGGGGUUCCUCUAGCAUCGGCCCCACCCCCGGGGUCCCCAUGGAAGCCAGCUGCGCCCCGGGAGGAGCUGGAGGAGGAGUCGGCCACUUCCCGGAGCACCUGGACCACUUUGUGGAGAACAUGGAGGACUUCUCCAAUGACCUGUUCAGCAGUUUCUUUGAUGACCCUGUGCUGGAUGAGAAGAGCCCUCUACUGGACAUGGAACUGGAUUCCCCUGCUCCAGGCAUCCAGGCUGAGCACAGCUACUCUCUAAGUGGGGAUUCUGCACCCCAGAGCCCCCUUGUACCCAUCAAGAUGGAGGACACCACCCAAGAUGUGGAACGUGGAGCGUGGGCACUGGGACACAAACUGUGCUCCAUUAUGGUGAAGCAGGAGCAGAGCCCAGAGCUGCCUGUUGACCCUCUGGCUGCCUCAUCUGCCAUGGCUGCUGCUGCUGCCGCUAUGGCCACCCCACCACUGCUGGGUGUCAGCCCCAUCUCCAGGCUGCCCAUCCCUCACCAGGCCCCAGGAGAAAUGACUCAGCUGCCAGUGAUCAAAGCAGAACCCCCAGAAGUGAGCCAGUUUCUCAAAGUGACACCAGAGGACCUCGUACAGAUGCCUCCAACACCCCCCAGCAGCCAUGGCAGUGACAGUGAUGGCUCCCAGAGUCCUCGCUCUCUGCCCCCCUCCAGCCCUGUCCGGCCCAUGGCCCGCUCCUCCACGGCCAUUUCCACAUCUCCGCUCCUCACUGCCCCUCAUAAACUACAGGGGACAUCGGGGCCACUGCUCUUGACAGAAGAGGAGAAGCGAACCUUGAUCGCUGAGGGUUACCCCAUCCCCACCAAACUCCCCCUCACCAAGGCUGAGGAGAAGGCCUUGAAGAGGGUACGCAGGAAAAUUAAGAACAAGAUCUCAGCCCAGGAGAGCCGUCGCAAGAAGAAGGAGUAUGUGGAAUGCCUAGAAAAGAAGGUGGAGACAUAUACAUCAGAGAACAAUGAGCUGUGGAAGAAGGUGGAAACCCUAGAGAAUGCCAACAGGACCCUGCUCCAGCAGCUGCAGAAACUCCAGACUCUGGUCACCAGCAAGAUCUCCAGACCUUACAAGAUGGCGGCCACUCAGACUGGCACUUGCCUCAUGGUGGCAGCCUUGUGCUUCGUUCUGGUGCUGGGCUCCCUGGUGCCCUGCCUUCCUGCGUUCUCUUCUGGCUCAAAGACUGUGAAGGAAGAUCCUAUUGCAGCUGACAGCGUCUACACAGCCAGUCAGAUGCCCUCCCGAAGCCUACUGUUCUAUGAUGAUGGGACGGGUUUGUGGGAAGAUGGCCGAGGCGCCCUACUGCCUGUGGAGCCCCCAGAAGGCUGGGAGCUCAAACCCGGGGGGCCAGUAGAGCCAAGGCCCCAGGACCACCUCCGACAUGACUAUAUGGACAGCACCCAUGAGACCACCAAGUACUUGAGUGAGACCUGGCCAGAAGAUGCUAACGACAAUGGCACCAGCCCCAACUUCUCCCACCCCAAGGAGUGGUUCCAUGACAGGGAUCUGGGCCCCAAUACCACCAUCAAACUCUCCUAGGCCUCUCCGAGACCCAGGACACAGGACGGACACCCUGGCACCCAGAAGAGGCAUUCUCUUGCUCACCGACCCAGAUCCAGCUCCUACCCCUGUCCUGGAGCCUUCUGCCCCAGGAGAAAGGGUCUUUCUUCUCCCCAG